AUGUCAGACGUUCAAUCCUUGUUGCAAUUGCCUUCAGAAAUAUUAGUUCAUAUCUUCAGUCAUCUAGAUGAACAGGAUUUCCUAGUGUUGAAACAGAUUUCGCAGAAGUUUGCAGAUAUUAUAGAUGAUGAGGAAUUAUGGAAAAAUCUACUUCUGAGAAGAAUUCAUACCAAAUACUUUCCCUCCUAUUCACGUUCAAAUAAAUAUAGCAUAGAAUAUGUUGAAAGGAAUAGCGCCCUCAAAAAGUGGCGAAAUAAGCGAGCUAUCCAGACGAAGUAUACGAUUUCUUAUGACCAGAGGCAGGUUCCUCCCGGCAGUUUGGUAAAUAGUGGAGAACAGAGAGUUAUUUUUGAAUACCCUAGGUGUGCCUGUUAUAGUGAGGGAGUCGUUACAUUCUUGCAGUUGCAGGCCAAAAGACGUAAGGAUAGACUGAGCCAUGUUCAAUGCCCUACUCCCUCUGGCUGUUCUGUGAUGCAUUUUAAUAUUAAUGCUGUUGUUUUUGGCAGGUAUGAUGGCAAGGUAUUCGGUAAGCUUCUCACAAACAAGACUUAUUUGUCUCCUGUAUUGGAAUUUGAUUCUAGACAUGAAAGCGCAGUUACUGCGAUUGCAACAGCCGCUUUUGAAGGUUCCUCCGAUGAUUGGGUUGUAAGUGGUUCUGAUGAAGGAGAACUUAUCUGGUGGUGUAACACUAAGAUGUACUCGAGGUUAAGAUUUUCGAACAGAAAGAUUCUUCAUAUUUUUAUCCACAAGAAAACAACCGUCGCGAUAGAUAAAACACAUAUUCAUGUGGUUGAAAAUAUGCAUGAGCCAUACUCGAUAGAACUGGAGGAUAUAUUAGGGAUAUCUUUCGAUGACAUUAGAUCUCAAAAAGUGGACUUUGGUGCUCGUUUGCUUUUAUUAGCCGGUAUUCAAGACAUAUACGUUGUUUCUAUCGACCCACAUAAGGACAUCGGUUCGGUUCGCAACAUUAAAUUGGAGCACAGUAUUGAAGAAAUUGUACUUGAUGAUGCCACCUCGCGUAAGGAGCAGAAUCCGUCAAACAUCGCAGGUGGAGAUGGAUGUUAUGCUGCUGUCCUGACUAGUGAUAAUUCUGUUAUGGUGUUAAACAUUCGUUCACCUGGUUUAGGACUUAAUCCUCAAAUCAAGUUGUCGUUCCACGAAAGAUUACAUAUUUGCCAUAUAAGCAAUUUAAUCUUAGCAUGUGCAUUUUCAGGAAUGGUUGCUUUAUAUGAUGCAUCAACUGGUACAGAAAUUCGUGUUAUAAAACGUACCGAUAAAUAUCCGGAAUUUUUGAAUAUAGCUGAUGGUCAGUUGUUAAUACAAAGUGGACAUAUGUUGAAUUACUACCAGUACGUAUCUUCUGAAACACUUCAUAGGAAAACUUCUAGUCGUCGCAGUGACAAAAGCAAUAAAUGGAAUGAACAGCUCAAAGCCCAGCUAAGUAUCUACGAUGAGGAGGAACGUUUGAAAAGAGAAAAAUUAGAUGCCGAAGAAAGAUUAAGAAGAAAUUUUGUAGGUGAUGUUGAAGAUGAAGAACUGCAGCUUAAAAUUGCCCUUCUUGAAUCAGAAUCUACAGAACUUCAUCAUCAGGAUACGUUUGAUGAAGAACUUCAGCAAGCUCUUGAGGAAUCUAGAAAAUUACACGCAGUUUCGAAUAUUAAUAUAGGCGCUGAAGAGGAAGAUGAGGAACUAGUCAGAAUAUUAGAGCAAUCUAGGCUAGAGACCGACGCAACUUUAAAAAAUCCACUAUCGGAGUCUACAAAUAAUUCAACUCAAACUUCGUCUAGUUCUGACUGA
This is a messenger RNA of Eremothecium cymbalariae DBVPG#7215, 1797 nucleotides long. RefSeq names its product SCF ubiquitin ligase complex subunit UFO1 (gene UFO1). The record is from RefSeq and is a predicted model, not a curated record. NCBI's taxonomy places the organism in Eukaryota, Fungi, Ascomycota, Saccharomycetes, Saccharomycetales, Saccharomycetaceae. Gene Ontology annotation, biological process: SCF-dependent proteasomal ubiquitin-dependent protein catabolic process. The coding region runs from base 1 to 1797 and encodes 598 amino acids. Gene Ontology annotation, molecular function: protein binding. The transcript has a single exon. Gene Ontology annotation, cellular component: SCF ubiquitin ligase complex.